GAAAAGGCUUUGCAACUCAGUUGCAUUGAUUCGUUGUAAACAUGGCAGGCUUUGGAAAAUUUACCAAAGUUUUCCUCGUUCUUAGUAUAUUUAUUUUGGUUCAAUGUAAUGCUGUCGAAUCGAAAACAAUACCACAAUUUUUGCGAUCCAUAUUAAAUGCUGUAAGAAGAAUUGAAAAGCGACUAGCUUCGUACGCGCAUUUAAAUUCACAGCCAGCUCAUGAAAUUGAUCAGAAGAAAAAAGUUAUCGAUUCUUCUACUGAAAAUGAUAUGACCAAUGAGAAUUCCACUCUUGCAAGUGAACAGAAAAAUAAUGACAUCGCAGAACUUGAAAAGGUCUUGGAUAAACCUGAAAACAUAAAUGUGGAUAUAUUAAAAGAACACCAGCAGAAAAUAGUAAAACAUCCUCAUCAUGGUAAAGUUUCUCGCAAACCCGUUCCAAUAGAUAUCGAGAGUAGCAGUAAAGAGUCCGAAGAAAAUAAAAAAUUCGUUGAUGAUACCACAGUAAUGUUGGACGAUGAAUCGGAUGACAGCACCAAAGUAAAUCAUAAAACAAAAAACUCGCAUCAUAAUUUGCAAUCGGACAUGAAAAAGGUACAUAGCAAUGGUGAUAAGCGAGUGAAGAAAAUAAAAAAGAAACCAGUACUUUUAAAAGAAGAUGAGUAGUAAAAAGUGUACAUAUUUGUGUAAGGCAAACAUUGAUA
Molecule: messenger RNA, 703 nt
Organism: Ceratosolen solmsi marchali
Lineage: Eukaryota; Metazoa; Arthropoda; Insecta; Hymenoptera; Agaonidae
Exons: 3
Coding region: 42-665 (207 amino acids)
Source: RefSeq, a predicted model, not a curated record